CUACCGCGGCAUACUGAGUCAGUGAUUGUGUAUGAACCAGGCAGUGAGCUAAGGUGGUCCAUCAUCGUCGAGCUUUGAAUCGAGUAAAAGGCUAUCUGUUCAAACCUUCGAAUUUGCGCGAUAUAAUGAAGGUCCUAUUAGUAUUCAGUGCGGUCUGCGCAGUGUCCUUGGCAAGGCCGGAACCACCAUCGUACCUUCCACCAUCCAGCUUUGGUUCCUCCUCGUCCUACGGCCCCCCGGCACCAUCACUACCCAGCGCGAGUUACGGUUCUCCGGUUGUCCAGGAAUCGUACGGACCUCCAGCCCAGCAGGCUGUGAUCCACAAACACGUCUACGUCCACGUACCACCGCCAGAAGCCCCGGAGUACAAAGCCCCUAAGCCCGUAUACCAGCCUCCACCACCCCAGAAGCACUACAAAAUCGUCUUCAUCAAGGCACCUACCCCACCAACCCCAACUGCUCCAGUACUACCACCUCUGCCACCACAGGAUGAGGAAAAGACUCUGAUCUACGUCUUGGUCAAGAAGCCAGAAGAGGCGCCAGAGGUCGUUCUUCCGACUCAACAGCCUACUCAACCAAGCAAACCGGAAGUUUACUUCAUCAGAUACAAGACGCAGAAGGAACAGGGUGGAUACCCAGCUUCCGUUGGAAGCGAAUAUGGAGCCCCAGCACCAUCUGGCCAUGGGUCAUCUUCAUCUGGUUCAGUUUCUGACAGCUACGGCGCACCAGCACCCUCGGCGAGCGGACCUUACUAAUCAUAUGUUGACAGUACACGACGGCGAUCGUUAAUCACUAUCGCGUAUUUAUCACCGUCAAUUGGCAAUAUGUAACGUCGAGUUUCGGUACGACCCUGAUGACUGCGCUUUUAUGGUUCAAUUGUAGACAGCUAUUUGACUAGUAGCCAGUAGGCAAUAUGUAGAUAUUAGGAAUAAAAUUACAUCAAAGCCGGGGAUAUAGACAACCUGACAUACAGCAAUACAAAAUACUGCUGCAGCUGCCAAAUGUUAAAUAUGAAUGUUGAAAUUUUUGACGAUGAGACGAUGUUUGGAAUAACGAACUAAAGGCAGGGUAACAGACAUAUUAAAAGAACUCGAAAUUUCUUAAUAGCACUGAGUUAAUCAGAGCACAAGGGUAAAAAGUCAAUCAGCUAACGCGGAAACUCAUAAAACUUACUUAUAACCUGUCUCUAAGUACCUUUGUAAUUUUAUAUUUUUUAUAACGUAGGCAGUAAGUCUAAAUAUUAAGUUGUCUAUUUUGUAAGAAAACUUAUGAAAAUACAACGUUUCAAUAUUUAAAAA
Messenger RNA from Diprion similis, 1298 nucleotides. Its product is annotated as pollen-specific leucine-rich repeat extensin-like protein 1. NCBI's taxonomy places the organism in Eukaryota, Metazoa, Arthropoda, Insecta, Hymenoptera, Diprionidae. Bases 126 to 755 code for a protein of 209 amino acids. The transcript has 3 exons. The record is from RefSeq and is a predicted model, not a curated record.